This is a messenger RNA of Cladocopium goreaui, 1832 nucleotides long. The record is from the annotation of a GenBank genome assembly. Lineage: Eukaryota; Dinophyceae; Suessiales; Symbiodiniaceae.
UCUGCCUCAAGCUGUGCCCUAUCAAAGGGCCACUUGUUUUGCUACACAUGGCUUUCUUUAAGCUGCAUCUUUUGCUGGGUGCCUGCUGGGCACUGCCAGCUGUUUCUCUCACAGUGCCUUCGAAAGCCUUGUGGUUUCAACAGAAGGUCAAUCAUUUUUCUGCUUCGAAUGCCACGUAUCUGCAGAGAUAUUACAUGGACGACAAGCACUGGGCCGGCCCCGGCUCUCCAAUCUUUGUGAUCAUGGGAGGCGAGCGGGGCAUCCCCCCGGAGAUGGGCAUCUUCUGGCCCUGGAUCUCCGAGGUCCUGGCGCGGCAGUUUGGCGGCCUCGUGCUGGUGCCGGAGCACCGCUUCUAUGGCGAGUCCCUGCCCUAUGGCCCGGCCUCCUAUGAGGCAGAGCACCUGAAAGGGGCGAUGACUUCGCAGGAGGCGCUGGCUGACGCGGCAGAGCUGAUCCGCAGCACUCAGCUGGCGCGGAAUUGCACAGUAACGGGCACCAGUGGCUACUGCCCCGUCCUUGUGAUUGGAGGCUCCUACUCGGGUUUCCUGGCUGCGAUGAUGAGAAUGAGAUAUCCAGCAGUGGUGGAUAUGGCCUAUGCCUCCUCGGCUCCUCUGAAAUUUUAUUCUCAGGAGGUGGGCCAGUACGCCUACUACGCCAAGGUCACCGAGUCGGCCGAGAAGUCCAUGAAGGGCUGUGCAGCUGCGGUGCUGCAGGCGUUUCAGAAGAUGAUGGACUUCUUUCAAACAGCCAACAGCAGCCAGAUCGCCCAGCAGUUUUCGGUUUGCGAGCCAGUGUCGCAGCCGGCCGACCUGGCAGACAAUCUCUUAUUCCUGGCUGAGCAGACCUUUGCGACCCUCAACAUGGUCAACUAUCCACCCAACAGCAACACAGGCCUUCGUCGAACUUGUGGCAGCUUCAUCGCAGCUGCAGGCCACAGGGAACUGGAGGCCUUCCGCGACUUGUUCCUACAAGAGACUCACCUGGGCUUUAUGAAUCAACCUCUGAGUCGCAGCACCUGUUUCAACGUCUCAGCACACCUCCCAGCCGGCGAGUCGGCCACUGCCAGAUGUGGAGACUGGUCUGGCUGCAGCUCCGGCCGUGACGGAGAGAUGUGGGACUUCCAAACCUGUAGCUUUGAGGUCGAACGCAUUGGUUUCGGAAGCGAAGAGCAGAUGUUUCCGUCGCAUCCAUGGACCAUGGAAUGGCUGAAGGAGCACUGCAUGAAGCGCUUCGCAGUGCGUCCGCAGCCGAAAAGUCUGGUGGAUCUCUGGGGCUUUGAUGAGGCAACUCUGGUGAGUUCCACCUCGCGGAUUUUGUUUGUGAAUGGCUUGAACGAUGGUUGGUCCGUGGCUGGCAUCCUGCAGAAUCUUUCCAGAGAGAAAGGCUUGAUCGCCAUUAACCUGCCCAAUGGUGCGCACCAUAGCGAGUUGUCCCUUGGAUUGGAGGAGACCGAAGAGGUUCGACAGGUACGCCAGCAGAUUUUGGCCAUCGUUGGUCAGUGGUUGGAGGAGAUUAAUUAAGCAUCCGAAAUGCUGAGGAUCAUAGCUUGAGGUUUGGGUCAAAAUUGAAGAUCAACCCAUGGAGAUCCAUGGAGUGUUUGGUGUUUCAUCCAACUUUUGGGGGACAACCUCAAUUUUGACCCAUAGAAAGGUGAUGUGCUGGAUCUUUUCUGGCAUUAUCCGGAAGAUGUGAACAGUGGGGCAACCAAUGAAAGAAGUGUUGCCAAGAUGGUCGAUCUUAGUACCUGGUACUGUCCCAAAGUGGAAAUUUCCAGUGCCAUUCAACAUAGGGAUUGGCGAAUGGUUUUGAGCGCAAGUUGAACCUUGUUGAUG